AUGCGUUCAAAUCUAAAUUCAUCCUCCCCAAAUCAUGAGUCCAUACUCACCCAUCAACAAACCAACACCCUCAGCCGCUCCGAAACUCGCCAAACCCUCACCUCCCUAGGCGUAACCGAAACAAUCCCACCCCUCGAUUUCAACUACCCAGAUGUUGGCCGCGAAGACGACCCCGUCUUCCCAGAAGAAUACACCCUCGAAACAGCAACCGGCUUCGUCCCCGAAGAAGCACUCGAGCAAAUCCGCUCAAGAGCUACCACUGUCCGGUCAAGAACACAUCCCCAUGCACAACGACAGAAAUUCUCCGCAGGGAGCGGAAAUCCAAGCGAGACUUCACGUAGCGAGGGUGAUUUAGAGAAAGGAAGAGAACAACAUGAGUUCGUAACAUUUACUUUCGCGGAUCCGGAGAAUCCCCAAAACUGGUCGAAUACAUAUCGCUGGUACGUGACCAUCGUAGUCUCCCUACUCGUCGUCUGCGUCGCGUACGGUUCUGCCAUCGUAACUGGUGGGCUGGGCUUAAUCGAGGAGAAAUACGACGUCUCGCUUGAAGUCGCGAUCCUCACUUGCUCGAUCAUGGUCUGUGGAUUCGCUGUUGGUCCCCUCCUCUGGUCGCCUCUAUCCGAGAUCAUCGGUCGACGCCCAGUGUAUAUCAUCUCGCUCUCCCUAUACACAAUCUUCAACAUCCCCUGCGCACUCUCACCCAACAUCGGCGGCCUCCUCGUCUGCAGAUUCCUCUGCGGUGUAUUCUCCAGCUCGGGUCUCUCGCUAGCAGGAGGGACAAUAGCAGAUAUUUGGAACAUCGAGGAGCGCGGGACGGCAAUUGCAUAUUUCGCCGCCGCGCCAUAUUGCGGUCCUGUCCUAGGUCCUAUAGUCUGCGGAUGGAUCAAUGUCGGCACCGGCCGGCUCGACCUCUUCUUCUGGGUUAACAUGGCCUUCGCAGGAGUAAUCCUUGUCAUCGUCAGUCUCAUCCCCGAGACCUACGCGCCCGUGAUCCUCAAGCGCCGCGCAGCCAAACUGCGAGUCUCAAUGAAUAACCCAAACAUCAUCACCGAGCAAGAAAAAGUCAAACUCACCCUCCGAGAAAUCGUCCGCACCAGUUUAAUCCGCCCUAUAACCAUGAUCCUCACUGAACCAGUCCUCGAUCUGAUGUGCAUGUACAUAGUGCUCAUCUACGCCAUGCUGUACGCUUUCUUCUUCGCAUACCCAGUCAUCUUCACCAAACUGUACCACUACAACGACGGCCAGGUCGGUCUCAUGUUCAUCCCGAUCUUAAUCGGCGCCGGUUUCGCUCUUAUAGCCACGCCUUUCAUAGAGAAGAACUUCCGCUCCAUCUGCCACACGCGCGCUCCUACGCCUGAAGACCGCCUCAUUGGGGCGCUGAUCGGCUCGCCGUUCAUCCCUAUCUCACUGUUCAUUCUAGGCGCUACGUCGUACAGGGGGAUUAUCUGGGUGGGACCAGCGUCGUCGGGGAUUGCGUUUGGGUUUGGGAUGGUGUUGUGUUAUUACUCGGUUAACAAUUAUAUCAUUGAUUCGUACCAGAAGUUUGCAGCGUCGGCGUUGGCGGCAAAAGUUUUUCUGAGAUCGGGAGGUGGCGCAGCGUUUCCGCUGUUUACGACGCAGAUGUAUGAUCGCUUAGGGUUGCAGUGGGCGAGUUGGUUGUUGGCGUUUAUUGGGUUGGCGAUGGUGUUGAUUCCUUAUUCGUUCUACUAUUUUGGGGCGAAGUUGAGGGCGAAGAUGGGGAAGAAGUAG
Molecule: messenger RNA, 1749 nt
Organism: Cadophora gregata
Lineage: Eukaryota; Fungi; Ascomycota; Leotiomycetes; Helotiales; Ploettnerulaceae
Exons: 1
Coding region: 1-1749 (582 amino acids)
Biological process (GO): spermine transport; transmembrane transport
Cellular component (GO): fungal-type vacuole membrane
Molecular function (GO): spermine transmembrane transporter activity
Source: RefSeq, a predicted model, not a curated record